CGGGGGCUGAGUCCAGGAAGCAGAGUCCGCCCCCCGAGACUUCAAAAGGUGAGCCCCCAAGAGGCUCCUGCAUACUUGAGGUGGUGCCACAGACCCGCAGGAUAAGUGGACCGCUGGCGGUGAGGCGGCUGAGCGGGCGGAAAUUCACCGGGACCGGCGCAGGGCGCCGAGUCGCAUCGCCAAAGCUGUGUGGCGCGCUCUGGGAGGCCCUGGGGCCAUCGGCGCGCAUCUCGCCUCCAGCCAUGGGUUCGGCAGCGUUGGAAAUCCUGGGUCUGGUGCUGUGCCUAGUGGGCUGGGUGGGCCUGAUCCUGGCAUGCGGACUGCCCAUGUGGCAGGUGACCGCCUUCCUGGACCACAAUAUCGUGACGGCGCAGACCACAUGGAAGGGGCUGUGGAUGUCAUGCGUGGUGCAGAGCACGGGGCACAUGCAGUGCAAGGUAUAUGAGUCUGUGCUGGCGCUUAGCGCAGAGGUGCAGGCAGCGAGGGCGCUCACCGUCGGAGCGGUGCUACUGGCGCUUGUAGCGCUCUUCGUAAGCCUGGCGGGCGCACAGUGCACUACCUGUGUGGCCCCGGGCCCAGCUAAAGCGCGCGUGGCCCUCACGGGCGGCGUGCUUUAUGCGCUGUGCGGGUUGCUGGCACUCGUACCGCUCUGCUGGUUCGCCAACAUCGUAGUCCGCGAGUUCUACGACCCGGCGGUGCCAGUAUCGCAGAAGUACGAGCUGGGCGCAGCGCUGUACAUCGGCUGGGCAGCCUCCGCUUUGCUCAUGUGUGGGGGCGGCCUGGUGUGCUGCGGCGCCUGGGUCUGCGCCGGCCGCCCGGACCUCAGCUUUCCAGUUAAGUAUUCUGCGCCGCGACGGCCGACGACCAGCGGCGACUACGACAAAAAGAACUACGUCUGAGGGUGCGGAGUACAGCGGUGUCCCUCCUGGCAGCCAGCGAGCGAACGGAAGGAUCAAAUGGAAGCGCACUGCAGGGACUGCAGGCAUCGUAAAGUUGAGCCGUGCACAGAUCAUGGAACAUCGGGCUCUGCGUACUGACCAGACCUGCCAGUGCCCGCAGCCCGUUCUGUGACCAUUACCAGCCCUCGCCCUGCCCUAAACAUACGACGUGUGCUUGUGAGGACUUGAUAGGUUUCUUCUCCGUGUGCUGUGGUGACUAGACGUGGGUGGGACUCUCGGAUUCCGUCGGCCCAGUGGGCAUGACUGCAGAAGCCAAUUCCUUCCCGACCCUGUGGGUGGGGUAGGGUCUUGCAUGCUGUAUUAGUUCUCUGCCGCUCUGAAUUCGGAAGAGCAGACGGAGAGUCCACUGUCCCAAAUCUGGGUUGCUGAACUGAUGUGUAAAAACGGCCAUUUUCUGGGGCUUGAGCUCAAGGGACCAAGGGACUUGGCUUGGAUCUCCCUGCCUCACACCAGCCACACCCCUCCUUUCCCCCGCCUGUGGCGAGGCUGUGGGCACCAGAAACUGAGCUAGGGCGCUGCCUUCUUUGCAGCUGGGGUGGGGGUGGGGAGGUUAAGAAUUUGCUUAGUAAAUGGUUUUAACACUA
Sciurus carolinensis (gray squirrel) is the source of this 1543-nucleotide messenger RNA. RefSeq names its product claudin 5 (gene Cldn5). The coding region runs from base 243 to 899 and encodes 218 amino acids. Gene Ontology annotation, cellular component: bicellular tight junction; plasma membrane. Gene Ontology annotation, molecular function: structural molecule activity. Gene Ontology annotation, biological process: cell adhesion; bicellular tight junction assembly. The transcript has a single exon. The record is from RefSeq and is a predicted model, not a curated record. NCBI's taxonomy places the organism in Eukaryota, Metazoa, Chordata, Mammalia, Rodentia, Sciuridae.